GGGAGUGUGUGAGAGGGAGGGAGGGAGGGUGAGAGGGAAAAGACAAGUUCACAUCCCCGCGGGAAGGAGAUAGUUCAAGAAGAAGAAGAAGAAGAAGAAGGGAAGAAAAUCCAAUCUGAAGAGAGAGAGAGAGAGAGAGCGAAAUAGAAGAAACAUUCACAAAGGAAACCUCGAGACCAGACAGGGAUUGGAGGGAAAUUCCCGAGGAGAGGAAGAAGAAGAAAAGGAGAAGAAAAAAUGAGAACGUUUUUCUGAAGUUGGGGAUUGAAAAACUUCCCCCAAAAAGGAGAGAAAAUGUCAGUUUGGGGGGAGUUUGUCCAGAGGUUGGGAACGGGUGUGGAGUUUGCAACUGAACUGUGAAGAGAAGAGACUUUAAACAAGAAAAAAAGAGUCACUUUCACCCCCUCCCGCCCUCCAAAAAAAAAGAGAGCGAAACGACUUGGAUUUUGUACACUUUAUGCUCCAGCCCUGGACACCGAGUCCGCUCUCCCUUCCUGCAUCCCACAGACUGUCCGCCUGAUAACAACUGCCCGAGGAGUGAGUAAUCCAUUGGGAAAGGAUUAUUUUAAGAUCUGAUUUGAGGAAUGAUUAAUAUUUUUGGGGGCUGCCAAAACCUGAGAUUUUCUUCAAUCAGUAUAUAAACAUAUUAGACACCAGAGGAGGGAAUAUUAUUCCGAACAAGAGAUAGACAGGAAGAGAGGGAGGGAGAGAGAGAGAGAAAAUGACAUCGCCUGCGAGAUUUAAGAAGGACAAAGAGAUUGUUACAGAAUACGACACACAAGUCAAAGAGAUCCGGGCACAGUUGUUGGAGCAGCUGAAAUGCCUGGAGCAGCAAGCAGAGGCGCGGGUCCAGCUGCUGCAGGACCUGCAAGAUUUCUUCCGCAAGAAGUCGGAGCUGGAGCUAGAAUAUUCCCGCAACCUAGAGAGGCUGGCCGAGAGGUUCUCAGCCAAAACCCGCAGCACCAAGGAGCACCUGCAGCUCAAUAGGAAGGACCAGAAUGUGCUGUCUCCUGUAAACUGCUGGUAUCUGCUGCUGAGCCAGGUGAGGAGACAGAGUAAGGACCAUGCCUCCCUCAGUGAUAUCUACCUGAACAACAUCAUCCCGCGCUUCACUCAGGUCAGCGAUGAUUCUGUCCGGCUCUUCAAGAAGAGUAAGGAGGUCGGUGGGCAGCUACACGAGGACCUGAUGAAGGUAUUGAACGAGUUGUACACGGUAAUGAAGACGUACCACAUGUACAACGCUGACAGUGUCAGUGCGGAGAGCAAGCUGAAGGAGGCUGAGAAGCAGGAGGUGAAGCAGAUGGGCCGCUCUCCAGAGCCAGCCGCUGGCCUGAGGCUCGAAGACAAACACCAGCGGAGGAGCUCGGUCCGCAAGAUCGAGAAGAUGAAGGAAAAGCGUCAGGCCAAGUACAUGGAGAAUAAGCUGAAGGCCAUCAAGGCGAGGAACGAGUACAUCCUGGCCAUGGAGGCCACCAACACCUCAGUCUUCAAAUACUACACCCACGACCUGUCCGAUCUGCUCGAUUGUUGUGACCUGGGUUACCACGCCAGCCUGAACCGGGCAAUGAGGACGUACCUGUCUGCGGAGUUGAACGUGGAGCAGUCCCGGCACGAGGGGCUGGAGCUGAUGGAGAGUGCGGUGGACGGCCUGGACCCGACCAGUGACAAGCUGCGGCUGAUGGAGCUUUACCACAAUGUCUUCUGUCUCCCCCCACGCUUCGACUUCCAGCCACACAUGGGCGACACGGCUUCACAGCUGUACGCACAGCAGCCGGUGCAGGGGGAGUUAGUCCUGCGCUGCCAACAGCUGCAGUCCCGGCUGUGCACACUGAGCAUCGAGAACGAGGAGGUGAAGAAGACGAUGGAGGCGACACUGCAGACCAUACAGGACAUGGUGACUGUGGAGGACUUUGACGUGAGCGACUGUUUUCACUACAGCAACUCCACCGAGUCCGUCAAGUCCUCCGACACCUUCCUCAGCAAACCCAGCCUCGCCAAGCGCCGCGCCAACCAGCACGAGACUGAGCUCUUCUACUUCACCAAGCUGAAGGAGUACCUGGAAGGCCGGAGCCUGAUCACCAAACUACAGGCCAAACACGAGCUGCUACAGAAGACUCUGGGCGAGAGCCAGAGACCGGACUUUUCGCUCGGCAGUGACAGGAGGAACUCCAGUGUCCGGAAACAGGAUGGGAGCCAGAUCAUUCCUCUGGUGGUGGAAAGCUGUGUGCGGUUCAUCAGUCUGCAUGGCCUGAAACACGAGGGAAUAUUCCGGGUGUCGGGGUCACAGGUGGAGGUUAACGACAUCAAAAAUGCCUUUGAGAGAGGUGAGGACCCGUUGGCAGGCGACCAGAACGACCACGACAUGGACUCGAUCGCGGGGGUCCUCAAACUGCACUUCCGCGGCCAGGACAAGCCACUCUUCCCCAAGGAGAUCUUCCACGACCUCAUUUCCUGCGUCAAGACAGAGAACCUUCCAGAAAGAGCUCUCCAGAUGCGGAAAGUCCUCCUGACCUUGCCCAAAGCCACCAUCAUAGUCAUGCGGUAUCUCUUCUCCUUCCUCAGCCACGUGUCCCACUUCAGCGAUGAGAACAUGAUGGACCCCUAUAACCUGGCGAUCUGCUUCGGGCCUACCCUGAUGUCUGUGCCUGAGGGGCAGGACCAGGUGUCGUGUCAGGCUCACGUUAAUGAGCUCAUUAAGUCCAUCAUCAUCCACCACGACAUCAUUUUCCCGGGCCCCAGGGAGCUGGAGGGGCCCGUGUACGAUCGGGGCCUCCCGACAGAGCAUUACUGUGACAGCCCGCUGGGGGAGCGAGCCUCUGCUGGAGACCUUGUCCAGGAGCUGGGAACAGAGCCUCACACCAGCGAGGAUGAGAGCGAGCCGAUAGAAGCCAUCGCCAGAUUUGACUAUACUGGCCGCACGGCCCGCGAGCUGUCCUUCCGCAAGGGGGCCUCGCUACUGCUGUACCACAGGGCCUCGGCGGACUGGUGGGACGGGCGGCACAACGGUAUCGACGGCCUCGUUCCCCAUCAAUACAUCGUGGUGCAAGAUACGGAUGACACCUUCUCUGACAGGCUGAGCCCGAAGGCUGAUGUUGACGGGGGGAGCGAGCCCCCCCCAGAGGAGAGAGCUGCCCCCAGGAGCAGUCUCAGCCUCAGCUCCCCCACUGGCCACGUGGCUGAUAUCUACCUGGCCAACCUCAACAGACAGAGGAGUCGGCAAACGGUGGAGUCAGCGAGCAUCAGACGAUCGCUGAGGGGUGAGAGCCAUGGGCUGGCACUGCCCAGCCCUGAGCCCCCAGCAGGGGGCAGGGAGACCCCAGAGAAACGUCCGGUGAUGGGACACGGCAGCCUGAGUGCCCUGACCCGCCGCACGUCCACCACACGGCCUGACAGCCCACAGGUCCGCAAAGCGACUGCUGCCGGCAGGUCAAAGAGCUUCAGUCACCACCGACCCCUGGACCCUGAGACCAUCGCCCAGGACAUUGAAGCCACCAUGAACUCUGCACUGAACGAGCUUCGGGAGCUGGAACGACAGAGCGGCGUGAAGCCGGCUCCUGACGUGGUGCUGGACACACUGGAGCCCAGCAAGGCUGUGGGGGGGCCGGGGCCGGGGACAGAGCCCGUCUCCGAGCCCUCCAGCCCACUGCACUCCCGUAUCCUGCGCGACUGCGAGUCCUCGCUCCAGCGCAGUGCAAGCUCCUCCUGUGACCUUCCCUGCGCCUUCCGUCCCGUCAAGUCCGUCAAACUCGCUGUGCAGGUCAAGCCCCCCGCGCUCAGGCCCAAACCUGCUGUCUUCCCCAAGUCAUCGCCCCCCAGCACCAGCCUGGCAUCACCCCCCGGCCAGCAGCCCCCACCCCCAGACAAGUCCUGCACCGUCUGAGCCCCCACCCCCUGCGCACAGACCCCUGCACACAGUCUCGCCCCCCCACCACCGCUCGCUCCCAGU
Callorhinchus milii (elephant shark) is the source of this 3946-nucleotide messenger RNA. It is a transcript of the gene srgap2, whose product is annotated as SLIT-ROBO Rho GTPase activating protein 2. Gene Ontology annotation, cellular component: cytoplasm. Gene Ontology annotation, molecular function: protein binding. Gene Ontology annotation, biological process: signal transduction; negative regulation of cell migration. Lineage: Eukaryota; Metazoa; Chordata; Chondrichthyes; Chimaeriformes; Callorhinchidae. The record is from RefSeq and is a predicted model, not a curated record.